Molecule: messenger RNA, 8960 nt
Organism: Apus apus (common swift)
Lineage: Eukaryota; Metazoa; Chordata; Aves; Apodiformes; Apodidae
Product: IgGFc-binding protein-like
Exons: 20
Coding region: 1-8811 (2936 amino acids)
Biological process (GO): carbohydrate metabolic process
Molecular function (GO): hydrolase activity, hydrolyzing O-glycosyl compounds; protein binding
Source: RefSeq, a predicted model, not a curated record
AUGGCAGCGGGCGGGACGUGGCGCUUCCUCCUCUGGCUCCUCCUCCCUGGUUUUUCCGGCUCCACCUUCCGGGGGCGGGAAUUUUUCACCGUUUUCCUCCAAAAUGACGCCAAAGGCUCCACCCCCCAGAUCCAGCUCCUCCUCACCUCCUACCUCGACUCCACCCGGGUGACCAUCACUCUGCCUGGUGGCACCUUAAAUGACACCGUCACCCUUGGCCAGGAGAAGACCUUCUCCUUCCCCGUCCCCAGCAGCCUGGAGCUGGCCGGCAGCCAUCUUACCCACAAAGUCGUCUUGAUCCAGGCCACCCAGGAGAUCUCGGUGGCUUGGGUCAACUACAAGGGAUACACCGUGGGGGCCACCACCAUCUUGCCCGUUGGGAAGUUGGGCACCAAGUACUAUGUGGUGACGCCAGAGGACAACAGGAAGGAUGGGUUGAAGGAGUUUGUGGUGGCUGCUGGGAAGACCCCAGCCACCGUUUCCAUCCUACCCAAGGGCAAGCUCAACUAUGAAGGGAGGACCCAUCCACCUGGCUCCACCUUCCAUGUCUCCUUAGAUGCCUACCAGAGCCUCCAGCUCCAGAGCAGUGACGACCUCACAGGCACCGAGGUCACCUCGGACAACGCGGUGGCCGUUCUCAGUGGCCACACCUGUGUGAAGAUCAACUCGGGCUGUGACUUCGUGGUGGAGCAGCUUCUGCCCGUGGUCAGCUGGGGGACGACCUACGUGGUCCCCCCCAACCCCCUGCAGACCAACGUGGACUUUAUUUAUGUGGUGGCAGCCAACAAAGGCUCCAUCACCUACAUCCAGGGGAAGGUGUCUGACACCAAGAGCAUGGAGGCCGGGGGGUUCCUCAAGCUUGAGAUGGGCCACAAGGAUCCUCUUUACCUCAGCGCUUCAUUUGGGCUCCAGGUGGUUUAUUUCUUCACGGGUUCCUCAGACAAGGACCCUUUUCUCCUCAACAUCCCACCCAUCUCCAGCCACUGCACCUCCUACCACGUCACCAGCCUGGAUGGCUACCAGAACUACGCAACCCUCAUCGCCCCGAGCGCCGACGCUGGCGCCAUCACCCUCAACAGGAAGAUGAAGAGAACCAUCUCCUGGCAAGAGAUCCCUGGCACCAGCUUCUCCUGGGCCGUGGUCACCAUGAGAAGGAGCGGAGAGAUCAAGAGUGCCGAGCACCCAGAGACACCCUUUGGGCUCCUGGUCUUUGGCUACAAGAGCUACCUGGGAUUUGGCUUAGCUGGUCUUUGUGCCAACAUUUCUCCUUCGCUUUCCUGCGAAGACCUGGGCUGCAAGGAGAAGUGUGAGGUGGUGGAUGACCAAGCCACGUGCAUCCAUAAGACCACCAGGACCUGCUGGGCUUCUGGUGGCCCCCACUACCACACCUUUGAUGGGAAAAGCUUUGAUUUCAUGGGCACCUGCACCUACGUCUUGACCAAGAGCUGUGACCCUGACCCCAACCUGCCCAUCUUCAGCAUUGAAGUAAAAAAAGAGGACAGGGACAACCCACAACUGUCCCCUUUUGGCUCCGUGACUGUCCAUGUCUACGACCUGACUGUGGUGGUGGUCAGGUUGGAAAAGGGGUUUGUGAGGGUGAACAACCUCCGCUCCCGCCUCCCCAUCUCCCUUGCUCACGGGAAGCUCCACCUCCAGCAGAAGGGCAGGUUCCUGCAGCUUCAGACCAGUUUCCAGCUGGAGGUACUCUAUGACUGGGCUGACCACGUGGUGGUGAAGCUCCCCUGGACCUUCUCAGGCAAAGUGUGCGGGUUGUGUGGCAACAGCAAUGGGGACCCCCGGGAUGAUGCCCUCAAGCCUGAUGGUCAGUUGGAGCAGGACCUGGUGAAGCUUGGCCAGAGCUGGAAGGUGGCCAGUGAGAGCAGGUGCUGCCAAGACAACUGCAGUGGGGCCUGUGGGCGGUGCCAACCAGCCGAGGAGGCCACCUACAAGGGGGACACAUGGUGUGGGUUGCUCACCCAACAGCCAGGACCCUUUGAGAGCUGCCAUGGCCUCAUCAACCCUGAGGUCUACCUGAAGAACUGUGUCCAUGACCUCUGCGCCAGCCAGGGCCUCCAGGCUAAGCUGUGUCAAGCCCUGGAGACCUACGCCCACCACUGCCAGGAGGAGGGAAUUGCCAUUUCUGAUUGGAGGACACUGGCACGUUGUGCUCUCUCCUGCCCACAGAACAGCACCUACACCUCCUGCGGCUCCCCCUGCCCCUCUACCUGCAAUGUGGCCACCACCCCACCCACCUGUCCCACCACCCCUUGCCUGGAGACCUGCCAGUGCCAGGAGGGCCUCGUCCUGGAUGCCCACCAGUGCAUCCCCCAGGACCAGUGCGGAUGCAUCUUUGAAGGCCUCCUGUACGGCCCCGGCGAGGAGUUUUGGGGUGACACCACCUGCACCAAACGCUGCGUCUGCCACGCGAUGUCCAGGAGGUCCAUGUGUCGCCAGGGGAGGUGCCAGACUGGCCAUGAGUGCCGGGUGGAGAGGGGCAUCCAAGGGUGCUACCCCAGGAGCUACGGGACCUGCACGGCCACUGGCGCCACCCACUACGAGACCUUCGAUGGUGGGAGGUUCAUCUUCCAGGGCACCUGUGUCUACCAGCUGGUGGGGUUGUGCAGGAAGAGCCGAGGCCUGGUGGACUUCCAGGUGUUGGUGCAGAAUGGGCACCAGGACCAGCAUCUUCUGGCCUCCAUCGCUGUUGUGAUGGUCAAAGUCUAUGGUCAAACUAUUGUGAUUAGACAGGAGAACCCUGGCAAGGUCCUGGUCAACGACCAGUUGGCCAACCUACCAUACCAGGCCAAGGACAGGAGGAUCUCCAUCUCCAGAGGUGGGCUGGAAGCUGUGGUGGAGACUGACUUUGGCCUCACCCUCACCUACGAUUGGAGGAGCCAAGUGACCGUGAGGGUGCCCAGCACCUACACCAGCACCUUGUGUGGCCUCUGUGGCAACUUCAACGGCAACAUGGGCGAUGAGAUGAAGAUGAGGAACGGGCGGGUGACGUCACAUCCGGACACCUUGGGGCGCAGCUGGAGGGUGACCACCCCCCCGGGCUGCCUGGAGCUGUCCAAGGUGGAAUGUCCCACCACGGUGGCCGCUCAGCACCAGCAGGAGGUCUCCGAGAUGGGUUGUGGGAUCAUCCUGGAAGAGGAUGGACCUUUUGGAGCUUGUCACACCCACGUGGACCCCAAGAGCUACUUCCAAAGCUGCCUCCAUGAUCUUUGCCUCUUCCCAGAGCAGGAGGACAUAAUCUGCCCCAUCAUCGCCCUCUACGUCGCUGCCUGCCAGGCCGAGGGUGUGGCUGUGGGGACAUGGAGGACGAGGAAGUUCUGCAGUGUUUUGUGUCCCACCAACAGCCACUACGAGCUCUGCCACCAGGACUGUGACGAGACCUGCCCUGGUAUCCCCGUCCCAGCGCGGCGCUGGAGCCGGUGCCGCGAGGGCUGCGCCUGCGACCACGGCUUCGUGCUCAGUGGUGACCGGUGUGUCCCCAGGUCCCUCUGUGGGUGCCACCACCAGGGCUUCUACUACCAGCUGGAGGAGACCUUCUCCCCCAGCAAGCAGGAGCAGUGUCGGUGCCGGGCUGGCGGCGUGGUGGACUGCCAGAAAACCCCAUGUCCCAGAGGUGGUGAAGGAGAAGUCAUCGAUGGGGUCUUCCAGUGCCCAUCUGCCACCCUUGGGACCUGUGUGGUCACCGGUGACCGCAGCUACGUGUCCUUCGAUGGGGUGGCCUUCAAUAUCUCGGGCACCUGCUCCUACAUCCUCACAGAGACCUGUGCUGGUGAGGAUGUCAACUCCUUUGUGGUGACCAUCGAGAAGAACCCGCGGCAGAAGAGGAAGGUCUCUGGGAUACAAGCCUUGUCCAUUGAGGUCUACGGGCUCCGGCUGACCUUCACACAAAGCAGGAGAGGAGUGGUCAUGGUGGAUUCAAUCUCCCACAACCUCCCAGCCAUCCUGAGUGAGGGGCGUGUCCAGGUGCACCACCACGGGAUGGGUGUCCUCCUCCAGACCGACUUUGGCCUGGUCAUUCUCUACGACCUUCUCCAGCACGUGAUGGUCACCAUCCCCCAGACCUUCCAGGGCCACCUCUGUGGCCUCUGCGGCAACUACAACGGGCAACGUGAUGAUGAUCAACUCCUCCCUGGUGGCCAAGAGGCUCCCAACAUGGUGGCCUUCAGCUCUGCCUGGAGAACAACUGAUGUCCCAUGCAGUGAAGACUGUCCCAAGGCCACCUGUCCCACCUGCACAGAGGAGAAGGUGGUGGUCCUCCAGACACCCAACUACUGUGGCCUUCUCAAGGUCCCUGACGGUCCCUUUAGCUCCUGCCACCACCUCAUUGACCCCAACUUCUACUUCCACUCCUGUGUCCAUGACCUCUGUCUGGCCGAAGGGGACACCCAGGUCCUCUGCAGGAGCAUCCAGAGCUACGCCACCGCCUGCCAGCACGCUGGGGUGGUCAUCAAGGCUUGGAGAAGACCAUCCUUCUGCCCCCUGCCCUGCCCACCCAACAGCACCUACACCCUCUGCACCAACCACUGCUCCAGGACCUGCCCAGGCCUGGCAGAUGCCACCACGUGUCCCCAGACCUGCCUGGAGGGCUGCCAGUGCCACCCGGGGACCUUCUCCACCAACCACGGCUGCGUCCCGCGGGACCAGUGCGGCUGCUUCCAGAACGGGAUCUACUACCAGCCCCACCAGCGGGUUGUCCCCCCCGGCUGCCACCAGCGCUGUCUCUGUGUCCCCGGGGGGGGCUUCUCCUGCCGCCCCCACCCGGGCUGCACCGCCGACGAGACCUGUGACGUCAUCAACGGCGUCCGGAGCUGCGUCAACAACGACCCCUGCAAAGCCCUUGGCUGCCGCUCCAAGGAGAGGUGCCACCUGAAGGAUGGCCAAGCCAAGUGUGUCCCAUCCCUGGUUGCCACCUGCUGGGCGUGGGGGGACCCUCACUACCACACCUUCGAUGGGUUGGACUUUGACUUUGAAGGCACCUGCACCUACACCAUGGCUGAGUCCUAUGGGAACGACACCACCUUGGAGCCCUUCAAGGUGGAGGCCAAGAACUCCAUCCAUGGUGGGGUGAAGUCCAUCUCCUACAUCAGCUUGGUCAAGGUCAAGGUCUAUGGCCACCAGGUCUCCAUCCACCAGGGGGAAGUGGGAAAAAUCCGGGUGGACGGGGAGGUGGCCCUGCUGCCCGUGACCUUGGCCGGGGGGCGGCUGCGGGGGCUGCAGCGCGGGGGCCGCGCGGUGCUGGAGGUGACCUUCGGGCUCCGCGUCACCUACGACUGGCGCUGGCACCUCCUGCUGGACCUGCCCAGCUCCUACCACCGCCACGUCCGCGGCCUCUGCGGCGACUUCAACCUCCGUCCUCACGAUGACAUCCCCAGCCAGGAUGUCCCCACUUUGGUGGCCUGGGCCAGCACCUGGAGAACCUCAAAUGAUGAAGGAGAAGACGAUGAUGACGACCCUUUUUGUUGGGAUCACUGCGAAGGUUCUUGCCCCGUUUGCCCUGAGGAGAAGAAGGAGCUUUAUGGUGGCAACCAGUACUGUGGCCUCCUGAAGAAAAGGUUCCAAGGACCCUUCCGGGCUUGUCAUGACGUCAUCAACCCAAGGGACUUCUACCGGAACUGUCUCUAUGACGUCUGCAUGAGUGGUGGGGCACAGCAGGUCCUGUGCCAGGUGCUGGACUCCUACGCUGUCACCUGCAGGAGGAAGGGAGCUGCCGUGGAGGACUGGAGGACCCCGGCCAGAUGUCCCCUGCCCUGCCCCCCCAACAGUCACUAUGAACCUUGUGGCUCCGCUUGUCCCGCCACCUGCUCCGACCCUGAAGCUCCGGCCACUUGUCCCCACCCCUGCCUGGAGACCUGUGCCUGCGACCCCGGCCACGUCCUCAGCGGUGGCCUCUGCGUGGCCCUGGCCCAAUGUGGCUGCACCCACGAUGGUCGUUACCACCCCCCAGGCCAGGAGUUCUGGGGGGACGCGACGUGUCAGCGCCGCUGCCACUGUGACCCCACGUUGGGCAUCGUCCUUUGCCAACCUGGGAAGUGUCGGGAUGGGGAGAAGUGUCUCCUGGUGGAAGGGACCAGGAGAUGUGUGGCCACCAACCGCUCAGUCUGCGUGGCCUCUGGGGACCCCCACUACACCACCUUCGAUGGUCGCCGCUUCGACUUCAUGGGGAGCUGUGUCUACCAGUUGGCUGCCCUCUGCUCCCCCCACCCCCCCGGGCUUGUCCCCUUCAACGUCACCGUGGAGAACGACCACCGGGGCAGCCGGGUGGUGUCCUUCACCAAGGAGGUCACCUUGAAUGUCUACAACAUCAGCCUCAGCCUCAGCAGGGAGCACCCCCAGAAGCUCAAGGUCGACGGCCUCCUGGUGGACCUCCCUUUCGAGCACCAGUCCAAGCUCCACGUUUUCCUCCGGGGCGUCCACGGCUUCAUCCAGACCGACUUCGGCCUCCUGGUCACCUUCGACUGGCGCAGCUACGCCCGCGUCGCCGUCCCCGCCGCCUACAGGGGCUCCCUCUGCGGCCUCUGCGGCGACGCCGACGGGGACCCCGGCAACGACCUGGCCCUGCCCGGCGGGGCGGCGGCCGCGGACGCCGACGCCCUGGGCCGCGCGUGGCUCGUGUCCCGCGCCCCCGGCUGCUCCCCCGGGGGCUGCUCCGGGCGCUGCCCCGGCUGCUCCGCGGCCCAGCGCGCGGCCUACGCGGGCGACAAGCACUGCGGGGUCCUGCGCAGGAGGGCGGGGCCUCUGGCGCCCUGCCAUGACGUCAUCGACCCCGCCCCUUUCUUCCAGGACUGCCUCCUCGACGCCUGCGUCUACGAGGGGAACCAGGAAGUGGUUUGCGCCGCUGUGGCCGCUUACGUCACUUCCUGCCAGAGCCGCGGGGUGGCGCUCCGGCCCUGGAGGACCGCGGCGUUUUGUGCCCCCACCUGCCCCCCCAACGAACACUACGAGCUCUGCGGGCCCCUCUGCCCCCCCAGCUGCUCCCAGGAGCCCGGGGCGGGGGGCUCCCCGGCCCCCCCCUGCCCGGCGCCGCCGCCCCCCGCCCCGCGCUGCGCCGAGGGCUGUUUCUGCGACGCGGGGCUGCUCCGCAGCGGCUCCGCCUGCGUCCCGCGCGCGCGCUGCGGCUGCUGGCACCGCGGCCGCUACUACCGGGCGGGGGGCGAGUUCGUCCCGUGCCCCUCGUGCACCCAGAAAUGCGUCUGUCGCGCGGGGGGGGUGGUGGAAUGCGUGGGGGGGGGAGCGGGGUGCGGGGAGGGGGAGGCGUGCGGGGUGCGGGACGGGGUGCGGGGCUGUCACCCCGAGGGGUGCGGGGUCUGCAGGGUCCUGGGGGGGGGGCGGCUACAGCAGCUUCGACCGGCGGAGCGGGAGGUGGACGGGGAGCGUCACCUCCUGCCUCUGUCCCUCUGGGGGGGCCUCCUGACCCUGACCCAGGAGGGGACCCACCGGGUGCUGCAGCUGAGGGGGGGUCUCAAGCUCCUCUACGACGGCGACGCCUUCGUGGCUGUUGUCACCUUCCCCACCCCCUCCCGGCGCCUCCGCGGCCUCUGCGGGGACUUCGACGGGGACCCCAACAACGACCCCACCCCCCCGGACCCCCAGGACCCCCCCGCCCCCCAUUGCCCCCCAGGGCCCCAGAAAGCUGCCCCGAUAGGGGGGGAUCCCUGUGAGCUGAUGGCCCAAGAGGCGGGUCCCUUCGCAGGUUGUCACCGGGUGGUGGCCCCGCAGGAGCACGUGGCCUCCUGCCGGCUGGAGCUCUGCGGCGGGGGCGGGGACAUCGGCGGUGACGUCAGCAGUGACGUCAGCAGUGACGUCAGAGCCGCCCUGUGCCGCAGCCUGCAGGGUUACGCUGCUGCCUGCCAAGCGGCCGGGGGGACCCUGCAGGAGUGGAGGGAGACAGCGGGGUGUCCCAUGACCUGUCCCCCCAACAGCCACUACGAGCUCUGUGGCCACUCUUGCUCCCACAGCUGUGCUGGGCUCAGCUCCGUCCCCCCCUGCACCCCCCGUUGCUUCGAGGGGUGUCAGUGUGACCCGGGUCACCUCUGGGAUGGUCACCAGUGUGUCCCCCCCUCCCAGUGCGGCUGUUUCCAAGAAGGGAGGUACAUCCAGCUGGCCCAGCCCCUCCUGUCCCGGAGCUGCCGCCUGCGCUGCCUCUGCCAGGCCCCCGGCGCCCUCGGCUGCCGCGCGGCCGCGUGUCCCCCCGGCCAGUCCUGCGGCCUGGUGGGCGGGGCCUGGAGCUGCCUCCACCAAUCAGGACGCUGCACCUUGGCCCCCGCCACCCACCUCGUCACCUUCGACGGGGCCACCGGCACCAGCGGGGUCCCCGCCGCCCGCGGGGUCCACGUCUUGGCCGCCCCGUGUCCCCACCCGGGUCCCAGCGCCUGGUUCCGCCUCUUGGUUGACGUCGGGGACAAGCGGGACCAGCCGGCGGUGGAAGCUCUUCACCUCUUCAGCUCCACGGCCUUUGUCACCCUCAAGAGGGAGAAGAAGGUCUGGGUCAACGGGGUCCCAGCCACCCUCCCCGUGGAGAUCUCCAGCAGCUUGUCCAUCAAUGAGACCCGAGGAACCAUCUGGGUCACCCAAGACCCCGAAUUUGUCAUCGGCCUCAGCCCCACGGGGGAGGUGACAAUGACGGUGGCCCAGGACCUGAGCAGGAAGCUCUGUGGGAUGUGUGGGAACUACGACGGGGACGUGGACAACGACCUCCAAGGGCCCGACGGGAAGCUGCUGAGGGACAUGGCGGCCAUGGCCGAGGCCUGGAGAGCACCUGACUUCACCCACAUCAAUGUCCCCAGCAGUGAUGCCUAAAAUCGCCAUUUCUGAGGCCCUGUCGGUGACGUCAUCGAGGCGGAAACUCCGGGGAAAAAAGGGGGUUUUAUCCCCCCCAAAAUUUGAGUGUUUAACCAAAAAAACAAAAACAACCCCAAACCCUCAAAAAUUUGGUUUGAUGUGUAAUA